GGCCGCCGCCGCUGCCAACGGAGUCUCCUAGCCCUACAGCCUGCGGAGGCGUCUCUUGAGCCCGGGGCUAUCCGAGCUGCCGUUGCCGCCCCAGGCCGCCUCAGCCCUCCUCGGUGCUGCCCGCUCCCUCUCUCGGCACCAGCCCCAGGCGCCGGCCUCCGGCCCCGGCGGAGACCAUGAAUCAGGCAGAUAAAAACCAACAAGAAAUCCCAUCAUACCUUAGUGAUGAACCACCAGAAGGUUCAAUGAAAGAUCACCCACAGCAGCAACCAGGCAUGUUGUCCCGUGUGACUGGGGGUAUCUUCAGUGUUACAAAGGGAGCCGUUGGUGCCACCAUUGGUGGUGUGGCUUGGAUUGGUGGAAAGAGUCUGGAGGUGACCAAAACAGCUGUUACAACUGUACCUUCCAUGGGAAUAGGGCUGGUGAAAGGGGGUGUGUCUGCUGUGGCUGGAGGUGUUACAGCUGUUGGGUCUGCUGUUGUAAACAAAGUGCCCUUAACAGGAAAGAAAAAAGACAAAUCGGACUAAAAUUUGGAGAUACAUGUGAUCUCCACAGCAUUAUGAUGCCAGUGGCAUUGAAUUGCUAAAUUAUGGACUACAACCAAGUCACCUAUUUUGGACGUUAACUUCUAAACUGCUGUGUUGAAAGUAUUGAUGACUGGCUUUCAUCUAAAAAGAAGAGACCAAUACUAGCACAGUGUAUGAAGGUUUCUCAUGCUUAAACUCUGGCUUUUUAUCGGUAAAAUGUUACAUUUAUUCAGUUGUAACUGAAGAUAUGGUAUGUUUGAAUAUUUACUAUUAAGUCUUUCAGUUUGACUAAAAAUGUGAAAGUUGAAUUUAGUGGAUGAUCUUUACAGUUCCAUAUGUAUGAUGUGCCAGGUAACUCAUGUGCUCCUUAAGAAGGGAACCUUGAACUACAUAAACUGUACCUUUGAUGUGCCUAAUAGUUUCAGAUGUCUUAGUUUUUUUAUAACCAUAGUUGAUUAGGCCAAGGAGCCUUCUUAUUUAAGCUGGUGGUAAAAGUAGCAGAAAUUAGAGAAAUUUAAAAGAUAAAUGGCUUUAUGGUAUCGAGUGUUAACCAUCUUAUGUUAGAUACGCAUUCUAUUCAUCUAUAAUUGAUGCCUUACAAAAGAAAACUACUUUUUAAAUACCCUAUAUGUGUAGUUCUUAGAAUUACCUAUAUGGAUUCUUUUGAAGAUUGUCUGUGAAAUUAGUUUUUCCUCUUAAGAAUCUCAGGAGUAGUGGGGUAAAUGCAUUUCUUGCUGUCUGCAGCUAAGAUAACGUUUUAACUGUUGCUAGUUAUAAUCAAAUUGUACACUUCAGCCUGGGUUCAUGCUUCAUUGUUAAUACACCUCACAGUGCCUAAGGAAUAUUUCUUUACUGGUCAGAAGCUAUGUAGGAAGAGUUUCAUAUGAAGUACAAAUAUUUAAUAAUUUUAAGUUCUUAAGAAUUACCUAAAGCAUCCAAAAUAGGGGAAAAAAAUCCUAUUUUAUAUCCAGGAUGGCGUAAAUUAAAAACACAUUAAAAAAAACACAGUAAAGGCAACUGCAAAAUAUGUGAAGACUAUUUUAUGUGGAAGGAAAGGGGCUCCAUAGAUUAGUUUUGACUGUAAAAUGUGUAUAAGUGCUUUCAAAAGUUUGUAUAGGCCUUUAAAAUGUAAGUCAUCUUACACUACUUAAAAUCAGUUGUAGAUGUUGUACCAAGUCAGUUUCAGGCAGGAAAUUGAAGUUUUUGAUUAUGAGUGAUAAGGGUGUCAUGUCUCAUCAUGUCUCGUUCAUUCUCAAAAAGUAUGCUUAGCUCGAAUUCAUUUUUUUGUUUCAUGUUCAGUUUUAUAAAAAUUUAACAACUGGCAUAUAUAUUUGGCAUUCUUCUUAACAAAAGGUUAUAAUCCAAGCCUGAGAAAUCUCAGAAGUUUUCUUUAUACUUAAAUAUGGAAAUUUGCCUCCACUCCACAGAGGGCAGUGGUGACGUCCUACAGUAAGAAGUCAAGACAGCCUUCUCAAGACCUUGAAUCAGAUCACGCCAGUGUUCGAGACUUAAAUGUUUAUGUAAACCACUAAGAGUUUUUCAUUAAUAAUGUGGACUAACAAAUGGAUAAGAAUAUAACUUAAUUUUUAAAAGUUUUCAAAAUACCCACAGGGAUUUUAAGAGAUUAAGGAGUUCAAUCUGGUUCAUCAGGAAUUAAAGGUCAUUUGUUUCAUGCAGUAUGAUUUAAGGUUUAUUUGUUGGUAUAUCUGGUCAACUGUCAGUUAGAAAAGGAGAUUAAAAAGAAAAAAAAACUCCAAAAAUCGUAGAUGAACACUAAAUAAUUAUCUAAAUAAUGGGAUUGGAGAACUAAUUGGAAGAGAUUAUUGCUUCACUGCUAGUUUAUAUUUCUAGUUUAUCUUCUAAAGUUAGAGGCUUUGCUUGCAUAUUUAUUUGAAACUCGGUCUUUAAAAUUGCUUGAGUAAAAAUGGUUUUAAUUAAUUUUUGCUACAGAAAAGCCACCUGUUAUUUUAUCUCAUCAGGUUUCUUCUAAAUUCCAAACUAUAGCUUUGUUCCGGAGGGGCUUUUGCAGUGGUAGCAGAGAACUGUUCAAAUGUAUGGUUAGUUAGAGGUUUCUGUUCACAUGAACUUGCCAUCUGAUGAUAUGUACAGCUGCACACUUGAGUCUUUUCUAGUUUAUUUACGUAGACUAGCAAUUUGACCUGUUAAACAGGGCUAAUUCACUUAAAAAAACCAAAGGUGGUUAUAUACACCUGGAGGCAUCUACUAUUCAACUUAUUUUUUGAGUGGGUAUUUGGCACAAUGAGGAUGAACACAUAUGGACCCACUUAAAUGACUGAUCUAAUAAUGUUGACAUUAUGAAUCCUGUACUUAGUGAAAUGUCAGAAUAACUGAUUGAAUACAUUUUUUUUUUUUUUGUAUUAAGGGGACGGGAAAA
Trichechus manatus latirostris (Florida manatee) is the source of this 2922-nucleotide messenger RNA. It is a transcript of the gene TMEM263, whose product is annotated as transmembrane protein 263. The record is from RefSeq and is a predicted model, not a curated record. The coding region runs from base 177 to 527 and encodes 116 amino acids. Lineage: Eukaryota; Metazoa; Chordata; Mammalia; Sirenia; Trichechidae. The transcript has 3 exons.